Messenger RNA from Papaver somniferum (opium poppy), 1523 nucleotides. RefSeq names its product tetraspanin-2-like. The coding region runs from base 284 to 1093 and encodes 269 amino acids. Lineage: Eukaryota; Viridiplantae; Streptophyta; Magnoliopsida; Ranunculales; Papaveraceae. Gene Ontology annotation, biological process: auxin-activated signaling pathway. The transcript is spliced from 2 exons. Gene Ontology annotation, cellular component: plasma membrane; plasmodesma. The record is from RefSeq and is a predicted model, not a curated record.
UCGAACAUCUGUUCCCAACGCACAUCCCAUAUUCCCAUGUCUAUCCAACCGGCCAACUCCGAGCAUACCAUAAUUUUUCUGUGUAUAUAAACCAAAAAUUCUGUGUCUUUUAUAUGAUUUCAUCUCUGAACUCUUAAGCAAAAAACACCUUAAAACCGCAAACACUUCUUUAAAAGCAACACACUUUCCCACUCAUCAUUUCCACCAAGCCUAUCUCGCUUCCUCUCUAAGAAUCAAGAGUAGAUUCAAGACCCAUUUUUUCUUUCACUCUCCACAGCCAGCCAUGGGAAUGAGCAACAAAGUAACAGCAAUCCUAAACUUCAUAGCUUUACUAUGUUCAAUACCCUUGAUAACUUCAGGAAUUUGGUUAUCAAAAAAAGCAGAUAACCAGUGUGUUCAUCUCUUUAGAUGGCCAGUUCUUAUACUUGGAAUACUUCUUCUCAUUGUAUCAUUAGCUGGGUUUGUUGGAUCUUAUUGGAAUAGACAAGGGCUUUUAGCUUUUUACUUGUUCUCCAUGGCUGCACUCAUAGUGGUACUUCUUAUUUUACUCAUAUUCGCUUUUGUUGUAACUAGGCAUGAUGGUAGUUACAUAGUUCCUGGUAGAGGUUAUAAAGAGUAUAGAGUUGAAGGUUACUCUUCUUGGCUUAGAAAUUAUGUUACUGAAUCUGAAAAUUGGAGUAAAGUUAGAAGUUGUCUUGCUCAAACUGAUGUCUGCACUGAACUUAGUCAAGAGUAUUCAUCUGCGGAUCACUUUUUCUCUGCUCAUAUAUCUCCACUUCAGUCAGGUUGCUGUAAACCACCAACUAUUUGUGGUUUCACAUACGUUAAUCCGACGUUCUGGGUCAAUCCGGCAAACCCAACAUCUGAUCCUGAUUGCUUACUGUGGAGCAACGAUCAACAUCAGUUAUGCUAUGGAUGCAAAGCUUGUCAAGCAGGAGUAUUAGGAAACUUGAGAAAAGAAUGGAGGAAAGCUAAUAAAGCUUUGAUAAUCACAGUUGUGGUUCUUAUAUGUGUUUACAUAAUUGGUUGCAGUGCAUAUAAAAAUGCACAAACUCAAGAACUUUUCCGCCGAUACAAGGAUGGCUGGGCAUGAUACAUAAACCCUUGCCAGACCAGGGUCUUCUUUUCUUAUUUCAGGUUCAAAGCACUUAUUUAUUCUAGUUUUAAUUGUUUUUCUUUGCUCCAUAUUGAAAUCUCUGUCAGUAGUUUUAUGUGCAUAUUUCCCUUCUUUUAGAAUUCUUCAUGCUUUUGAGGCUGACAAGUUGCGUGGAUUGCUCUUGAAAUGCUGAAUUCAUAUGUUUAAUGCAAAAGCCUAGAAUCAAAUGAAGAAAGAAUCCUUAUCUUAUUAGAAUCAUUUGUUUAUGAAGUUCUGUGGGUGCUGAUGUUUUUAAUAGUUAUUUAUUCCAGUUGUAUAUCAAGACAAAUGUUCUUGUUCUGCACUUCUGUUCUUAAUCUUUAUUUUAUAAUCAAGAGAGCUUAAGACAAUUUUAGUGUUCCUAAAACAAAUGUCUGAAAUGUGGUUC